Pungitius pungitius (ninespine stickleback) is the source of this 3407-nucleotide messenger RNA. RefSeq names its product protein-glutamine gamma-glutamyltransferase K-like. Bases 75 to 2405 code for a protein of 776 amino acids. The record is from RefSeq and is a predicted model, not a curated record. Gene Ontology annotation, biological process: peptide cross-linking. The transcript is spliced from 14 exons. Gene Ontology annotation, molecular function: protein-glutamine gamma-glutamyltransferase activity. NCBI's taxonomy places the organism in Eukaryota, Metazoa, Chordata, Actinopteri, Perciformes, Gasterosteidae.
UGAAGAGACGCAGCAACACGCAGAUCCUCAGGAGACGUCUUCCGUCGGCGCCACCGCGAGAAUCUCUGCACAUCAUGAGGGUUCCUCUCGAGCCGGUUCUACUGGACGUGGGGCGGUUUCCACACGUCCCCGAGCGCACGGAGGACUCUGAGAAGGCCAAGGAGGAGGCGCAGGAGGAGCACGGCGAGCAGGGGAGCGCGUGCGGCCGUUGGCUGCGCCGGGUCUGCCCCUGCUGCUGCCCGAGGCCCAGCCACGAUGACAUCACCGACAUUCUGGUCAAGCCGGGCGAGAUCGAAGGGCCGGACGGCGAGAAGCCGGGGACGGCCGGCAGCGAGCUCCACGAGGUCCUGCUGACGGUGAAAUCCGUGGACCUGAUGGCGAGCCAGUCGGGGGAGAACCGCAGGGAGCACCACACCGACCGGUACCGAAGUGACGACCUCAUCGUCCGCAGGGGGCAGACGUUCCUGAUGUGGGUCACGCUGUCACGACCCUUCCGCCAGGACGCCGACAAACUCCACCUGGAGCUGAAGACAGGGAAGCUGCCCACCGUGGCGAAGGGAACCCAUGUGAUCAUCCCACUGGUGGAGGAGUUGGCUGACGACCGCUGGGAGGCCGCCGUGGUGAAGCAGGUCGACAAAAAGAUAAUGCUGUCGGUGAACUCGUCGCCCACGGCCGCCAUCGGCCGCUAUCGCCUCGCGGUGGAAACCAACAGCGGCAGCGUCACGGCCGUCUCCCGACACGACUCGGCCAGCGACAUCUUCCUGUUGUUCAACCCCUGGUGCGAAGACGACCCGGUGUUCAUGGACUCUGAAAAAGAGCUGCAGGAAUACGUCCUGAACGACGUCGGGCGGAUCUACUACGGCACUCAGAACCAGAUCGGCGUGCGGACUUGGUGCUACGGACAGUUCAACAGCGGGAUCCUGGCGGCCUGCAUCUACCUCCUGGAGAAGAGUGCCACCCCUCCGUCCGGGUGGAGCGACCCCAUCAACGUGGUACGGGUCAUCUCGGCCAUGAUCAACUCCAGUGAUGACGGUGGAGUCCUGGUGGGGAAUUGGUCAGGUGACUACGCAGGCGGAACCAGUCCGACCACCUGGAGCGGGAGCGUCGAGAUCCUGAAGCAGUACCACGAGGGCGGCGGCGCCUCCGUGCGGUUCGGCCAGUGCUGGGUGUUCGGCGGGGUCUUCACCACGGUCUUGCGCUGCUUGGGAAUUCCGAGCCGCACCGUCACCAACUUCAGCUCGGCUCACGACACCGACGUCUCCCUGACGACAGAUGUGUACCUGGACGAGAACAUGGACCCCAUCGACGAACUCAACCACGACUCCAUCUGGAACUUCCACGUGUGGAACGACUGCUGGAUGGCUCGUCCUGACUUGCCCCCGGGGAAUGGGGGCUGGCAGGCCGUCGACUCCACCCCCCAGGAGACCAGCCAGGGCACGUACCGCUGCGGCCCCGCCUCUCUCGCCGCCAUCCGCAACGGUCAAGUCUUCCUCAAACACGACAGUCCCUUCGUGUUCGCUGAGGUGAACAGCGAUAAGAUCUACUGGCAGAGGAAGGCGGAUGGGACCUUCGGUCAGAUCUACAGUGAGAAGAACCUGGUGGGCCACUUCAUCAGCACCAAGGCCGUCGGCAGCGAUGAGCGCCAUGACAUCACAGACCUUUACAAGCACGCCGAAGGGUUGGAGGAGGAGCGCAUCGCCGUGGAGACGGCGUGUAGCUACGGCUCGAAAUCCAAGGCCUUCUCCUCCUCGCUGGCGCGGGACGUCUCCUUGGAGGUGACCAUGGACGGAGACGGGCCCAGGAUGGGCGCGGACGCGGAUCUGAGCGUCACGUUGAGAAACAGCAGCUCCGAGCCGCGCACGCUGACCCUGCACAGCACGGCGGCCGUCAUGUACUACACCGGCGUCCUCAAGGCCACCGUCAGGAAGGACGUGACGGACGUGGAGCUGCAGCCCAGCGAAGAGAGGUGUCUGGAGUGGAGCCUGGACUACGAGCUCUACAGGGACCAGCUGGUGGACCAGGCCGCCCUGAUGCUGACGCUGUCGGGCCGGGUCAAACAAACGCAGCAGGUCCUCGCCACGCAGUUCAGUUUCCGCCUCCGCACCCCCGACCUCGUCAUCAAGCCCAUUGGGGCGGCGGUGGUGGGAGAAAAGAUGGCGGUGCAGAUUUCCUUCACCAACCCGCUGCCACAAGUGCUGAAAGCGGUGACCUUCCACCUGGAAGGACUGGGCCUCCUCUCGGCUCGAAAGAUCCGCUACGGAGACAUCGGCAGCCGUGCGUCCGUGUCCCUGACCGAGCAGUUCACCCCCUCCCUGCCCGGCGCCAGGAAGCUCUUGGCCUCGCUGGACUGCAGGCAGCUGACGCAGGUCCACGGCGUGGCCGACAUCACGGUGCUGAAGAAGUGAUUCGGAGGCGCUCAGCCGCCACCGAGGCCGGGCCAAUAGCUCCAAAUGCCGCCUCGAGUCCGGUGACAAGCGGGGAAGCGGCGCGUGUCCGCCGGUGAAGAACGAACUCUCGAUACACCAGAAGAGAUGUUACGGUGUUCAGAGUGAACGGCGAGCUGCCAGAAACAAAAAGACUUAAAGCUGAGGCACAAUCAUCGUAAAGGAGUCCGACAUUAAGCAGCUAGUUAACAGCUAGUUAACAGCUAGUUAACAACCCCACAGAGCUGAUGCUUAUCUGUCAGCUACGUCCAUCCUGGGAUGACCUCGUGUAAACUAAAGAUUGCCAAAAGAUCAACAUAAUCAUCAUAAUAUAUGUAUGAUGUUUGGAAAAUCAGUUAAUUUACCAUUUUUUUACUUUUUACUGUGUUUUUCCCUCAGAAUGUACAUGAAAAGAGGACUUGGUUUGUGGACAAAAGGCCUCUAAUAUCUAGUUCGUCAUUUUGUCCGUUACCAUGUUGAUUUAUUGCAGCUGAGUGACACAAGAAGACGAAGACUUGUAGUCGCCCCCUGGUGGACAUGAGAGGAAAUGCAGCUUUAACACAUGAAGCACUGCGUGUUUUUAGGGAGACACAAAAUAUGCAAAUAUGACUGUACACUCUAUUUACAACACAUUAUCAUAAGUGUAUUAAGAGCAUGAUAUAAAUGAAUGAUUCUUUUGAUAACAUGCUGAUAUCUCAGGGACGAUGCGUAAAACAUCAAGGAAAUCUAAAUCUAAUCUUAAAACAAAAAUAAUUAUAAGCCGCAAACAUCCGUAACAUGAAUCUCUGACUGUUAACAAUGUGGAAAAGUGAACAGCAGUAUUUACGAGUGUUAAACAAAUCAAAUGUGAUAAUACUGUCGAUAACACAAUCAGAAUAAUAUGAAUAGAAUGUUGGUAGAUGAUUUGUUGGUUUGUUUACCCAGAAGAUUGUUUAAUGAAUGUUUCUAUGGUUCAUAUAAGACAAUAAAGAAGUUGUUUACUGC